CCACACAGUCACUUCCUGUUGUCGUGUAAACAGUGAAGAGAUGAAUGAUGGCUGGAACCGCUUUAAAAAGAUUAAUGGCAGAAUAUAAACAAUUGACUCUGAAUCCUCCAGAAGGAAUCGUAGCAGGUCCAGUCAACGAGGAGAACUUCUUCGAGUGGGAGGCCUUAAUCAUGGGACCGGAGGACACAUGUUUUGAGGGAGGGGUCUUUCCUGCCAUCCUCAGUUUCCCCUCUGAUUACCCCCUCAGUCCCCCGAAGAUGAAGUUCACCUGUGAGAUGUUCCACCCCAACAUUUACCCAGAUGGACGGGUGUGUAUUUCGAUCCUACAUGCCCCCGGUGAUGAUCCGAUGGGGUACGAGAGCAGCGCUGAGAGGUGGAGUCCUGUACAGAGUGUAGAGAAAAUCCUACUGAGUGUGAUCAGCAUGCUCGCAGAACCGAAUGAUGAAAGUGGGGCGAAUGUCGACGCAUCGAAGAUGUGGAGAGAGGAUCGAGAGCAGUUUAACGCCCUCGCUAAAAAGAUCGUCCGCAAAUCCCUCAGCCUCUAACACACACACACACACACACACACCAUAAUAAGCACUUUAUCGGACUGAGUGGGUGGACAGACAGACGAGUGGAAGGACAGACGGUGGGACAGACUUACG
Trichomycterus rosablanca is the source of this 644-nucleotide messenger RNA. It is a transcript of the gene ube2g2, whose product is annotated as ubiquitin-conjugating enzyme E2G 2 (UBC7 homolog, yeast). The record is from RefSeq and is a predicted model, not a curated record. Bases 45 to 545 code for a protein of 166 amino acids. Lineage: Eukaryota; Metazoa; Chordata; Actinopteri; Siluriformes; Trichomycteridae. The transcript has 6 exons. Gene Ontology annotation, cellular component: cytosol; endoplasmic reticulum.